This is a messenger RNA of Serendipita indica DSM 11827, 1476 nucleotides long. The record is from the annotation of a GenBank genome assembly. NCBI's taxonomy places the organism in Eukaryota, Fungi, Basidiomycota, Agaricomycetes, Sebacinales, Serendipitaceae.
AUGUGGAAUAGUAAUUAUCCAGGAAAUUUCCCCGGUAACAAUCAGCCUCCUCAGCAAAACUGGGGAAGCCCUCCUCCGCCAUCUGGUGGCUUUGGAUUCCCUGGCGGCCCAUCGCCCGCACCUGGAUAUGGUGCACCAGGGGGAUAUGGAGCGCCCAGCGGUCCUCCACCGCCUGGUAGUGGUGGAUAUUUCCCUCCAGGAGCCCCUCCUAUGCAGGGAUAUGCACCCAGUCCAUCCGGAUAUCCAGGUGGCCCAUCGCCUUCUGGAUAUGGGCCUCCGGGAGGCGGCUAUCCUGCUCCAGGAGGUGCUCCUGGUGGAGGCUCCUCCACUUAUUCGUGGAACCCACGGGAUGGGCCUGCGCCAGGAUAUCAGCCGCCUCCGUCUGGAUACAUGAACGCACCACCACCAACUGUCGGCGGUCAAGCCGCAUCACCCGGUGGUCAAUGGGUGGGCGAUCAUUCAGGUGGCGCGUUUUACAGUGCGCCUAUGGGUAAUCCACAUAUGCCACCUGCGACGCCGCAAUAUGGACCUCAAUACGGCCAGAACACACGCCAACAACAGUACCAAUAUUCGCAGUGCACGGGUCGCAAAAAGGCGUUGUGUAUUGGCAUCAACUACGAAGGAACGAGUGGCGAACUUCGAGGGUGCAUUAAUGAUGCAAAGAACAUGAAGCAGUUCCUGAUCCGUCGAUUUGGGUUUAAGGCAGAAGAUAUCGUGAUGCUUCUUGACGACGCAACGCAUCACAGACAGCUCCCUACCCGUGCGAAUAUCAUUCAAGCUAUGCAAUGGCUCGUCAGAGAUGCGCGUCCCAACGACUCCCUCUGGUUCCACUACUCUGGACACGGUGGACAAACCAAAGACCACGAUGGCGACGAGGGCGAUGGCUAUGACGAGGUCAUAUAUCCUAUGGACCAUGAAACGGCUGGGCAUCUCGUCGAUGAUGACAUGCACGAAAUCAUGGUUCGCCCUCUACCGAUCGGGUGUAGGCUGACGGCUAUCUUCGAUUCCUGUCACUCGGGCUCGGUCCUUGACCUUCCAUACAUCUAUUCCACUGAAGGUAAAAUCAAGGAACCCAACCAGGCCUUGGAGGUCGGCAAGGGCGCCAUGUCUGCCAUACAGGCGUAUGCCAAGAAGGACAUGGGUGGCGUGCUCAAGGCAGGCAUGGAUAUCUUCAAGGUUGCAUCAGGUAGUCAGACGAAAGCUACCAAGAAAGCUAGGGAGGCUAAAGGAAGCGAAGCCGACGUGAUCUCAUGGAGUGGUUGCAAGGACUCGCAAACGAGUGCGGAUGCCGUCGAAGCGGGUAAAGCAACCGGGGCAAUGUCCUACGCAUUCAUCACUUCGAUGGACGCUCAACCCAACCAGACGUACCAACAACUACUGGUUUCUAUUCGGGAGAUUUUGCGCUCAAAAUACUCACAGAAACCGCAGCUCUCCGCUUCUCAUCCGAUGGAUACAUCUAUUCUGUUCAUCGCCUAA